This is a messenger RNA of Mucor velutinosus, 471 nucleotides long. RefSeq lists its product as uncharacterized. The transcript has 2 exons. NCBI's taxonomy places the organism in Eukaryota, Fungi, Mucoromycota, Mucoromycetes, Mucorales, Mucoraceae. The record is from RefSeq and is a predicted model, not a curated record. Bases 1 to 471 code for a protein of 156 amino acids.
AUGGAAGUAGUACAAGUUCAACCGAGAGAUUCUUAUUUACAUAAUAUUUACGUACCUACUAAAGGUACCGUCAUACGAUGGUCUUUUACGACAAAGAAGAACAACAUUGCAUUCGGCUUGUUUCGUCGCAAAGAAAGGGAGCCUUUGCCAAACUCAUCCGAGAUCGUAUUCAGGGCUCAGCAGCAACUGCAAAAGCGACAGAUGUCUUUUCCCUCAGACGUGGGAGCAAAUAGAAACAAUAGUCAAGAAUCCACAUCCACAGUAGGGGAUGAUGAUAUCGAAUCCAAUUACAUUCAUUCCUCGAAUCAGUCUAUCCACAGUCAAAACAACUCUUCGCAUCACAGCACUAGGCCCCGCUCCAAGUCUGUGGCAACCAUCAAGCUAAAAGACAGUGGCAUGGAUGAGAUCAUUCCUAUACAGCAUGCUCAGUCGUCUGACCAGAAGGUGGAAGGAACUUUUUGUGGUGGAUGA